AAGUUGAAGGAGGAGAAUUAUAAAGUAGGCAGUUUCUUUUUUGCCAGAGAACAGAGGCUCUCGGCUGGAGAAGCCACUGCCACUCCCAACUGAUCCCUUCUCUUCAUCAAAAUAGACACCAAAAACUCUAAGAAAAGAAAUCCAAUCCUUCCAACGGAAGAUGCAGAAGCCCUAUUGACACAAAGAUUCCAAGAAUUUUCCCUUCUUUUCCUGACUUGACUUUCUGGAGGAAACUUCAAUCUUGUUUUCAGGAAGCUGAAUGUGAAGUGGCGUGGCUGAGAUGCCGCAACCAGCGUUUUUUGCCGUUCUUCUUUGCAUGACGCUGGUUCCCCUCCAAGCUCAGUAUGAUGAGGACGAGUUCACAGCCUUCAGUCCUCACUCAACUGCCUGUCCAGAGAAGACGGACUGCCCCAUCAACGUGUACUUUAUCAUUGACACCUCGGAAAGCAUUGCCCUGCAGACUGUGCCAAUCCAGAGCCUGGUGGAGCACAUGAAGCAGUUCAUCCAGGCCUUCAUCAGUAAACUGGAGACCGAGGUCUACCAGAACCAGGUCUCCAUCACGUGGAAUUUCUGGGGACUUCACUUCUCAGACGUGGUGCAGAUUUACAGCACCUUGACCAACAGCAAGGACGUGUACCUCACCAGGCUGAAUGCCAUCAACUACAUUGGUCGGGGCACGUUCACAGACUGCGCAAUCUCCAAAAUGACUGAGCAGGUCAUGAGCCAUGCAGUCCCUGCCGUAAAAUUCGCUGUGGUCAUCACCGACGGCCAUGUGACAGGCAGCCCCUGUGGCGGGAUGAAGAUGCAGGCCGAGAAGGCCCGGGAUGCAGGGAUCAAGCUCUUUGCAGUGGCCCCCAGCCAGAACAUCUUCGAGCAGGGUCUCCGGGAGAUCGCCAACCUCCCGCACGAGUUGUACCGCAAUAACUAUGUCACCACCAAGAGAGGUGCCAUCGAGGUGGACGAGGACACGAUUGACCGGAUUAUCCAAGUCAUGAAACAUGAAGCCUAUGGAGAGUGCUACAAGAUGAGCUGUCUGGAGAUCACAGGCCCGCCUGGGCCCAAGGGCUACCGGGGGCAGAAGGGUGCGAAGGGGAACAUGGGUGAACCAGGAGGUCCUGGGCUAAAAGGGCGACAGGGUGACCCAGGUAUUGAAGGUCCCAUCGGAUACCCUGGUCCCAAGGGUAUUCCUGGUCUGAAAGGAGAGAAGGGCGAGUUUGGAGGCGACGGCCGGAAGGGGGCAGUUGGUUUGGCAGGAAGGAACGGCACCGAUGGACAGAAGGGCAGGCUGGGACGGAUUGGAUCCCCUGGCUGUAAGGGAGACCCUGGGGACAAGGGUCCUGAUGGUUACCCAGGAGAUGCAGGAGACCAAGGAGAACCAGGAGACGAAGGCAUAAAGGGAGAUCCUGGCCGCCCUGGCCGCAACGGACCCGUGGGACCUCCAGGAGAAAAGGGAAACAGGGGACCUAAAGGCAACAACGGAGCCCCUGGGAGCCCUGGUGCAAAGGGAGGCAAAGGCAGCCCAGGACCUGCUGGACCCAAGGGAGAGCCGGGUCGUCGCGGGGACCCAGGGACAAAAGGCAGCUCGGGGAACGCUGGGACCAAGGGAGAGAAGGGAGACCCGGGCCCCGAAGGCCCCCGGGGCCUAGCAGGAGAAGUCGGCAGCAAAGGAGCAAGGGGCGAUCGAGGAAUGCUGGGGCCCCGAGGCCCGCAGGGUGCCGUGGGAGAGCUGGGCAGGCCUGGAUCUCGUGGGGACCCAGGUGACAUGGGCACAAGGGGCAACCCAGGGCCCCCAGGACCAAAGGGAGACCGAGGCAGACCUGGCUUCAGCUACCCUGGCCCCAGAGGACUUGGGGGUGACAAAGGCGAGAAGGGGCCGCCUGGUCCAGAGGGUGGAAGGGGCGACUUUGGACCGAAAGGCGCUCCCGGGGUGAAAGGAGACACAGGGGAGCCUGGUGACCCCGGCCCAUCCGGCGAGCCUGGCCCCAGAGGCAGCCCUGGCCCACAGGGCAUCGAGGGUGACCCGGGCCCACCUGGAGAUCCUGGCCUAACCGACUGCGAUGUGAUGACCUAUGUGAGAGAAACCUGCGGCUGCUGCGACUGCGAGAAGCGCUGCGGUGCCCUGGACAUCGUGUUUGUCAUAGACAGCUCCGAAAGCAUCGGCUACACCAACUUCUCCCUGGAGAAGAACUUUGUCAUCAACGUGGUCAGCCGCCUGGGCUCCCUUGCCAAGGACCCCAAGUCAGAGACAGGUGCCCGGGUCGGGGUGGUGCAGUACAGCCAUGAGGGGACAUUCGAGGCCAUCCAGCUCAACGACGAGCGCAUUAACUCGCUGUCCAACUUCAAGGAGGCGGUGAAGCGUCUGGAGUGGAUCGCGGGGGGCACCUGGACGCCCUCCGCCCUGCAGUUUGCCUACAACAAGCUCAUCAAGGAGAGUAGGCGAGAGAAAGCCCGUGUGUUUGCCGUGGUGGUGACAGAUGGGCGCCACGAUCCGCGGGACGACGACAACAACCUCCAGGCCUUCUGCCAGGGAGAUGUGAUCGUCAACGCCAUCGGCAUCGGAGACAUGUUCAACCAGCCAGACCAGGACGAGACUCUGCGCUCCAUUGCGUGCAACGACCAGCAGCGCGUCCAGAAAAUGAGGCUCUUCUCGGAGCUGGUGGCUGAGGAAUUCAUUGACAACAUGGAGGACGUCCUCUGCCCAGAUCCACAGAUCGUCUGCCCAGAACUGCCCUGCCAAACAGAUGACAGGAACCCUGGGAAUGCAAACCCACUUAUUUCCGCCCAUGGAAGAGGAGGUCAAGAUAUCUUUCCCCUACACCAAAGAGUCAAUCGCCCAGUUCCUAAACUCUACGCGGGAAAUCCAGGACCCCAGCACGUACAGCCAGCUGGUGGCCACUUUGGCCUAUACCGCCGAGAACGCCAAGUUUGCCACUGGACAUGAGCGGCAGGAGUGGAUGGACCUGUUCAUUGACACAUUUAAAAUAGUGCACAGUGAAAUUGUGGGGGAUCCAGAAACCGUGCUGGGGCUCUGCUGAGCUUUGCACUAGGGACCGUGUACAGGACUGGCAGCUGAGCUGGAGCAGGUGCUCUUGGGAAAAGCAAUGUUCCCUGUAAACAGCGCCUCUUGAGAAUUCCCAGGAGGGGCUGGGUACCAUGAUGGACGCAUUGAGCUUAGGAGGAGCCCAGAGAGUCUCGGUAGCUCCUAGCUAGUGAUUUGAUGGCAGGAGCGGUUCUCUCCAGCGUGGCUGGCAGAGCAGCACGAUGCAGCUUCCCAGAAACCAGGAGAGAUGCUCCUGCUUCACCCACUGUCUCUGCAGCACAUUUUAAGGGAACGUUGGGUGCUGGCAGAGGAGCUGUCCUGUCCCGAAGAGACACUCCUAUUCUGUCCUUCUAAACACGCCAAGCCCACAAUGAUAGGCUAGCUUGUCAAAUAGCCCUCGUGGGCCCUCCCAGCACUCAGUCCCACCUGGGCUCCAUGGCCAAAUCAGGGAGGUUGCUUGCUGAUGUGUAUCUGAGGGCCAGAGCAAGCCCUUUCUCAGCAAUGGGUGUAGGGAUGUGUGCUAACAUGUGUCUGUUUUCCUACGUAGCUUUUGUUCUGAUUGUCCUCGAAUUUUCUCCUUUGUUCUCUUUUUGUGUUUAACUAACCGGGCUUUUCUUGGGUUAUGCCAGCCCCGAGAGAGGCCAGGCUCCCAAGUGAGAAGCCCCGCCAUGCUACCCCCUUUGCUAUAAUCACAAUGUUUAAUCACUCAACUUGCGCUGUAACCUGUGCUAUUAAAGAAAAGAUAGCAGUGCGAGCGGUUUGGGGUGGGCCCCUUUGUGUCUCCAUUGCGCUUUGCUGGAAACUGCCCCGGUCUCAACAUGUGCCCUGUGUCUUUGUCUGAGUGUCAUUCUGCCUGCAUGUCAUAUCCAUACUGGACUUGCUCUUCUCACUGUCCUACAAGCUACAUGCCUACUCCAUGGCAGGAAAAUCCAGCACAUGUCGGAACAAGGAGCUAAAAGCUAUUACCCAGUGACUGCGCCAUUCUGAAAUAUAAUAAUGUACCAUACAUGUGUGAGGCACUAGGUGUAAACAUGCUGUAGUUCUGGGCAUGGAAAGUUGUGUACGCAAUUCAAAGAGGUUAUAGUCCCAUCAUGUGAGCCCUGGUUAUUAUAACCUGCUCCAAGGGACCACAUGGGGAGAGUUUCAAAGGCACCUAACUCCCAUUGACUUUGAAAGAGAGUUGGGCACCAUGCUGCUAUCUGUGCUUUCAAAACUCUCCCCCAUAGCUGCAGAAGAGCAGACCAAAGAGUACGGGGUACAAAUAUUAGGUUCCAGUGGGUGAAUUCUGCUAGCCCCCUGACAUGGAGGUAGCUUCAUUGCAAUGACUUCAGCUAUCUUGUGCAUUUCAUUUGUUAAUAUGCAGAUGAAAAUACACAGAAUUGGACUGAACCUCCCAUUGUGCAAUGAUGUUUGGGCUAUAAUGCCAUCUGCUUUCAAGUGUCUGAAGCGGGUACAUUUGCCUGAGCACUAGACGGGGCCAGGGGUGGGAAGCAGGAGCUGGAACUGGGAGUCUGCAAACCUCAGAAAUGUUUUGUGACUCUGCACCCCAAAUCCUGGCUAGAUGCGAGAGCUUCACCAGAAUGAGCCAGAGCUCUGGGGCUUGCGAAACCAGGCUGAGCAUUGCAUGGCAAUAGGCAUGCUCAGCUGGGAUCUGCCAUUUUCUGCUUUGGGUGGGGCAGAUGCCCCUCUUGCUCUGCAGCCAGGACCUUUUGCUGCCAGCCUGCCCCGUGGGAGGGAGCUCAGAGAAUCCCAGCACUGGCAAAUAUUGAGAAAAGGGCUGACAAUGCUCAGCCAGGUUUUUUAAUGGCUUGGCUUGGCUUGAGCUUUGUGCAAAGGGUUGGGAGCAGGGUGAGGUCCUACCAGUGGUGACUCCAUUUGUCCGUCUCCAGAUGUAACCAACGUAGGUUAGGUGGGGUGAAGUGAAAAACCCCCACACACACCACAACCACCACCAUUUUGGUGUGUGACACCAAAAAGAGCCGUGGCUUUAGCUUGCUGGGGUGCAGCUGAGAAGCACUAAACUCAGAGCAUUGUUGCUGCUUUGGCCUGAGCCAGCGGCGUGUAACUGUUGGCACAGGAGGGAUCCCGUCUGGUUUCUGCAGGGCUGCCUGAGGCCUGGCGUGUUUUGCUGAACCGGCUCCUAAGUCAAUACAGUUUAGUUUGUUUUAGCCAGGUGAGUUUAUCCCCCCUCCGCCUCAGGCUGCGGCUAGUUGUUUGGGUUCCCUGGCGCAGCUCGCCCAGAAAGGGAACGCAACAAAUCAGCAGAAAUCUAAGUCCCCAGAAGACAAGAACAGUGUCUCCGAGGACAGUCUCAGGAUCUCUGCACAGUUCUGCGCUCGUGAGCGGAGAACCUGCUCUGGGCAAGUCCCUAGCGGCCCCCAGGCAGGCUCUGAUGCAGAAUCCACGUCUUUCCCUCUGCCUCAUGGCGCAGCGGACAGGUGGGGGGAUUGAGGGGACAGAUGAUCUCGGGGGCGGGGGUUGCGAGCAGGGGAAGGGUAGGAGGUUGCCAUGGGACUGCCCACCAUGCAAUGGUAAAGGGGUCCCCUGGCUGCUGCGCUCUUCACUGAAGGGAAACAAUAAAAGGCCUGGAGAGCAUUGUGAACCGCGCCGUGGGUGGUUCUGUCAGAGCUGGAAUUCCCCGUAUGUAAACUCAGGUGGUCGGUGUGGGAAGCAGGGGUGGGCGGGACGGGCUGGGUUAUCUGUGUGGGACAGGCAGGGUUCUCCGCAGCAAAGCACUGGUGGUGCUUGUUCAGGGGAUCUGCUUUACCCACUGUCUCCAUUCGCCCUGCACCACGCGCUGCCAGCUCCUCGCUCCUGGUGCAGCCGUAGCCGCCUUGCUCUGUACGCUGCAGGGGAUGGACCCAUACUGCAGUUGCAGCUGGCUGUGAAGAGCACAGGCUGCCAGCCCUGGGCUGGCGAUUGCGGGCCUCAGGGAUGCUCCUUGGGGGUGGGGGUGGCAGAUUUGCUGAGCUUAGGGGCAGCCCUCCCGUCACAUCCCAGUGGGGUAGUUGAUGGUAGCAGCCCCCAUCCUUCACGGGAGAGGAGGAACAUCAGCCCCACCUCUGGGCUGCACCCACAGCCUGGCUGGCAGCUGGGAAGACAAAUGAUGGGCGGCAGCGUGACACCAGGGACCACUAACGCUAUGGGGGGCUUGUCUAGAUCUGCUUCCCCUGCCCCCCUUGGGGGAGCCUCCUGCCUGGGGGGGCCCUUCCCUCCCUCACCUGAAAUCAGGCCAUGCCAAGCAGGGAUCUCGGGGGCAGCUCAUCCCCACAGAGGCAGGUGCAUAAUCCCCCUGACUCAAAGGGCAGCUGCACCGACAGCCCGGGGCAGGGAGCCACCCUGAGAGUGGAGUAACGUCCCACUGGUGGGUGGGUGCAACGUGAAUGGGCUGGGAGCCUGCGGACGUGCCCCUCCACGCCGGGCAGGGAGCAGGUCCACGUUCCAACCGGCUCUGAGGGCGCCUGGCCACUGAACGGGGUGGCAGAAGGCUCAGGCUCACCUCUCUGCCGGGGGCCUCAGCACAGGGCUGAGGUGAGUGAUGGGUGAGCCCCUUUCGGACGCUGCCCCAGCACCACCCCUGGGACAGAGCUCUCUGCACCCCGCUCAGCCAGCAGCUGGGCUCAGGGGCCUGGCACGGCACAAUGAAAGAGCCCACUUGUUGUGGGCAGGCCGGGCAGAGUCUAAACAGCCUUUUGCCCCAUGGCAUCAUCCCUUGCGCCUACGAUCGGUAGCUGCCUGCAGCUCUCCUGGUCUCGCUCUCCUGGUCUCACUCCUCUGGGGCAGGAUCCCUGCUGGAACUGAUUGGGGGCAGGUCUCAGCCCCGGGACAGAGGGCUUGGGCGGGGGGAGGUGUCAGGGAGCCAUUCAAACCCUACAAGGCUUUGUUAUACUCUCCCGCUUCCAACAGCCCCGGCCUGUGGGUGCUGGGGCUCUGUGAGAGGAGCCCAGUGAAGACACACCCGGCAGAACAGCCUGUGCCCCCAGGGAGCACAGUGCCCCAGUGAAUGACCAGACCAUGGGGUACACAAGACAGCUGCCGGGGAGGGAAAGAGAGUCAGCCCCCUCUUCGUCUGUUCUGACACUGAAUGGAGCUUCUCCUUCCACUGGGCUGUGGCAAGGAGACGGCUUCCUGGCCUUUGUCUGCCAGCCUUUGUGCUGGCCUGUAUCCCACGCCAGGGGUGGCUGCAGAGCGGGUGGCUUCCCGCUGCACCAUUGCCCUCCUCGCUGCAGCUGGAUGGCACAGCCCUUCCUCAGCUGCCUCACACCCCUGCUCAGACGGCGACUCUGGCCUGGUGGAGAGCAGAGGAGAAGAUUGGGGCUCCAGGGAAGCAGUGGGGGGUUGCCCCCACAAACACACCGCUCUUGUCCAACCCAGGCAGUGUGAGGAAAUGGCGGAGCCCUCCCCUGGUUCCUUUUCCCCAGGCUUGAUGUGACUGUUUUCCCUCUGCCCACAGAGCUGGCGGUGGCGCAGUGCACACAGCGCCCUGUGGACAUCGUCUUCCUGCUGGAUGGCUCAGAACGAACCGGAGAGGUGAACUUCCACAGGGCCCACAACUUUGUAGAGGAGGUGUCCCGCCGCCUCACGCUGGCCAGGGGUGACAAUGACAACAUGAAUGCGCGGAUCGCCCUCCUACAGUAUGGCAGCGAAAGAGAGCAGGUGGUGCUCUUCCCCCUGACGUACAACCUGACCUACAUCUCGGAGGCCCUGUCCACGAUCAAGUACCUGGACUCCUCCUCCAACAUUGGCUCUGCCAUCAUCCAUGCCAUCAACAACAUAGUCAUCAACCCGCAGAACCAGCAAAGGGCUGCCCGGCGCAACGCCGAGCUCUCCUUCGUCUUCAUCACCGAUGGCAUCACGGGCAGCAAGAAUCUCAAUGAGGCCAUCAACUCCAUGAAGAAGCAGGACGUCAUGCCCACAGUGGUGGCCCUCGGGAGUGAUGUGGACAUGGAUGUCCUGCUGAAGAUUGGCCUAGGGGACCGAGCUGCCAUCUUCCGGGAGAAGGACUAUGCCAGCCUCUCCCAACCCGGCUUCUUCGACAGGUUCAUUAGGUGGAUAUGUUAGUUCAGGGGAAUGCGCACGUUCCCCGUCACCAAUACACACACCCAUGAUAUUCCUUGGUUUGUUUUGUUCUCUUGCCAUUCUAUGGUUGUAAGCAGGCCCAGAGCGGUUGGUACAAACUGCCCUCUGGACUGUCUCUUUUUUAACCAAAGUUUGAAGCUGAUUUUUUUAUUUUCAUGAUGAACAAUGUCACUCACGUUAAUGGUGCUAAUUAUAACCAAGAUCAAAGAAGUAUUCAGAGCCAUACCAUGUCAUUUGUCAUGCCCUACACAAACUAAAUGCUCCCUUAGUGUGUGUGUGUGCUGUGAUCCUAUGGGUGCUAAACAGUGGGGCAGCAAAACUUUCCAAUUCAGCAGGAAGAAGAGUCAUCUCUGGCAUCCAAGAAUGUGUCCAUCCGCCAGCCCCACAGCCCCCGUCUCCACACCUUCCCAAGCAUUCUUAGGUGGAGCUUGCAUCUUGCUGAGGGCAGUACAUCCCCACUGCUGUUGCUCUUUGUCCCAAGAUCAAGCUCAACAGCUUCUAAGUAGGCCUGUGCACUGAGCUUGGACCUCAGGUUUAUUCAUAGUUAAAAAGAGUCGAAGAAACAUAAUUGGAGCCUUCAUUAUCCUAGUAGCAUCCCCAGGCUUUGCAAUGUUCCAUUGGUGAGCAUCUUCUUUUCCCGUUCACCUCCCCUCCUGCCCUCGCUGAGGGGCUUCAGGGGUAGAUUGCCUCCGGUACAUCAUGGUAUGUCUUGAUGUGGCCAGCAAAGUGCACUUCCAUUGCCUUGUUAUCUGUUCUUACCAGGGGGUUACCUGUCCCCCUCCCUAGCAAUGAUGCAUUGGUCUGUUAGCCCAAGUUCAGAUCAGAAACAUUCCUUAUCCAGAUGCUCCCAGGUGACCUAUUCAGCGCUACAUCUGCCUUGCAUUUCACUGGCCUUCUCCUGCAUCCAGACUGUUCUGUGACUCUCCUUAUCUUGUUUCCUUCUGCUGCCAUCAUCCAUCUCUCCUGAGUGUCUGUGCAUUUACCUUCUCCAUUAGCAUCCUCAUGGGGAGGACCAGUGUGCAGGCUGGCUGGCAGCACCCAGCCAGGCUCCUGACAGGACGCUCUGAGCUUGAGCACACCCAAGGGUAUGCAUGUGAAACCAGGAAAUUGCAGCUUAGAGCACACAUGCGACUGGGGUCGCCUGAAUGACAUCCAGCCCUGGACUCAGCUUGUGCUCUGCAAAAUAAAUCAAUAAAUAAACUACCCCACCCUAAAA
Molecule: messenger RNA, 9335 nt
Organism: Dermochelys coriacea (leatherback sea turtle)
Lineage: Eukaryota; Metazoa; Chordata; Testudines; Dermochelyidae
Gene: COL6A2
Product: collagen type VI alpha 2 chain
Exons: 28
Coding region: 281-2941 (886 amino acids)
Source: RefSeq, a predicted model, not a curated record